Molecule: messenger RNA, 1097 nt
Organism: Moneuplotes crassus
Lineage: Eukaryota; Ciliophora; Spirotrichea; Euplotida; Euplotidae
Source: the annotation of a GenBank genome assembly
UUAGCAAAAAUAGAAACAUUUGCGAUAAUAAAUGGAGUCAAACCAGCAAAGCAACGGAGGUUUCCUCGGCUCUCAAGAGAAGGAGGAUACCAAGUCUAUUACAAAGAGCCUGCUGUGUAUUAUCCUUGACUUAAACUUCGAUGUUUGGAUGAAAAAGGCAGAGGAGAUAUCUGCACACAAUAGCAAAAAUGGCUCUACUUCAGAAGUCCCAGCUGAUGUUAAUAAGUCUGAGCUCUAUUUUGACUGUAUCAAGAAGAUGUGCUUCUUCAUCAACGCUCAUUUGUUGCAGUCAUCUAACAAUGAAGUAGCAGUGUAUGGCUCCUUCCCACAUGAAGCUCUCUUUCUAGGGCCUAAGAAUGAUGAAGCUAUAGGGCUCAAGUUUACCACAUUUUCCUCAAAUUUAAUGAAAUCAAUCGAAGAUUUAUACUCUGAUGAGAAAUUCCAAGAAGCAAUGGCCAGUGAGUCCAAAGGAUAUUCCAAGAUAGGCUCGGCGUUAAAGAAGUCAAGCUGCUUUAUCAAUAGUUGGAAUUUGAAGAACUAUCGGCCUGACGUUACUCUAAACUCGCGAAUUAUGAUUUUCCAAGCCUCUCCAGACAACAAUGAUGACUAUUACUCAGUAGUAAAUUCGAUUUUUGCUUGCCAAAAGAACAGCGUUGUCAUUGACUCGAUCAUGUUCAACAAGCAAGAUUCUAUUCUCUUGCAGCAAUGUUCAUACCUCACUAAUGGAAUCUACACAAAGACUCUGGACAGAGAGGAGAUAGUCAACUUCCUCUUCAUGGACAACUAUUGAUUAGAUAGUCAGACAAGGAAGUCAUUCAACAGAACUUUCCAGGAGGAACUAGACCUCAGAGUCUCCUGCUCUUGCUGCAACAAGAUCAUUAAUUAUGGAUAUGUAUGCUCCAACUGCCUCACCCUCUACUGUGAAGACACUGAGAAAUUGCAAGAAUCAGAUUGCAGAACCUGCAAGAGCAAAUUAAGCAUUGAUAUUUAACAAGCCAGAGCUAGAUUUAGGAUGAAUUGAGGCACCUGAAACCCAACCUAGACGGUAAAACUAGACCAAGAUUCAGGAUUUUAAACCUAAAGUACUAAGUAAUUUG